Petromyzon marinus (sea lamprey) is the source of this 1752-nucleotide messenger RNA. RefSeq names its product cysteine-rich venom protein-like. Gene Ontology annotation, cellular component: extracellular region. The record is from RefSeq and is a predicted model, not a curated record. Lineage: Eukaryota; Metazoa; Chordata; Hyperoartia; Petromyzontiformes; Petromyzontidae.
GCAGCAGCAGGCGUCAGGGUCAGGAUCGAAGCCACGACCUCCGGUGGUUAAGAACGACAGCGGAGCGGCGGCCAAGGCACGGAACGCGUCCGUGAGGACGUAGAGCCAGGGAGGAGACGGAGCCGUGACAAUCAGCCGCUCCCCCGUGCGGAUCGUUGCAUCGUCACGGGAUCGUGAGAGGUGGCGGCUUGGGCAAGGCCUUCAUCCGCCAGUGGAUUGACCAUGGCUGAUUGAUGAUGAUGGUGGUGGUGUAACAACAAAAUUUAAUUUCGCAAACGGUUCACAAAAAUACGUCGAAACUAAAAAAAACCCCCAUCAUUUAUCUUCCAUUAAAAGAAAAUUAUACUUCGAGCUGAGCUGCAUUGAAACUCAUUUUGAAAAUACCAACUUGUCACCGCGUGAUGAAUGUAAACAGAUCGACGAACAUCCUGGGAAGCCCCGGGCGGCGCAGAAAGUGCGGCAUUAGCAUGACGGCUGCGUGUGUGUUUAUUGUGAGCACAUAGGCGCGACUCUGAGGAUUUCUGCUGGUCAGGGUAAUUUUUUUAAAAACAAUUUUCGGAGACUGCUGCCACAUUGGCAAAAUUAUUGUGGCGUCACCGCAUGCGGCGGUGGGUGAUAUAAAGGGUUUGCUUGCUACCCCGUGGUGCAUUUACAGCAGACUCCUGAUCACCUGGCCUGUCAACAUGACCACCGCGCGGAACGCCGCGUCGGCGCUGGUGGCCGCGAUGAUCGUCCUGGCGGGCGCCUACGAGCUGCAGACGAUCGAGCAGCUGGACACGAACUUGCCGGACGUGCAGCUGGACAUCGUGAGGCUGCACAACGAGCUGCGCGCCAACGUGACGCCGCUCCCCACCAACAUGCUCAAGAUGGAAUGGAACUCGGUUGCUGGCAACAACAGCCUGGCCUGGGCCAAGAGAUGCACCCUCAACCACAGCCCCGCGGAGAAUCGCAAGACCUCAGCGUUCCAGUGCGGGGAGAACAUCUUCCUGGCCACGGCGCCACUCUCGUGGCAGGACGCCGUGCUCGACUGGUAUAACGAAGCCGAGGUGCCGGGCUUCAUCUUCGGCAAGGGUCCGGCCGCCCCCGGAGACAUCGGCCACUACACGCAGGUGGUGUGGUACAGCUCCUUCCAGCUGGGCUGUGCGGUCAACUACUGCCCAGAGGCCAUCUACAAGUAUGUCUACGUGUGCCAUUACUGCCCCGCCGGUAACCUCAACACUCGCUUGAGUCGCCCCUACAAUGAGGGAAGCCCAUGCAGAAGCUGCCCCAACGACUGCGAGAACGACCUCUGCACCAACGCGUGUCCGUACAGAAACCUGUACGCGAACUGCGACCCGAUGAAGACGAUCUACGGCUGCGCUCCAACGGGGAACGGGAAAAUAAUCCGCUCCUACUGCCCAGCCUCGUGCUUCUGCUCGGACAAGAUCUACUGACAACCCUCGUCAUGACCAUCGCAUUACCGUCAUCAUAGCUUCCAUCUAAUCAUCAUCAUCAUCAUCACCAUCGCAUUACCAUCAUCAUAGCUUCAAUCUCAUCAUCGUCAUCACCAUCGCAUUACCGUCAUCAUAGCUUCCAUCUAAUCAUCGUCAUAAUCAUCAUCACCAUCACAUUACCGUGAUCAUAGCUUCAAUCGAAUGAUCGUCAUCAUUAUCAUCAUCGCAUUCGCGUCAUCACAGCUUCAACCUCAUCAUUGUCAUCGUCAUCAUCAUCACCAUCGCAUUACCAUCAUCAUAGCUUCAAUCUCAUCAUCGU